AUGCUGGCACAUAAGAAACUGCAAUCGGGAUUACUCUUGGCCUUAUGGAAUAUUUUCUCUGUCCUUUAUCGACGUGGAAUAAAAAUGCCCAAUGGAGCGGGAUCGGGGGUCGGAGAUUCCUAUCACAGCCAAACCUCCCUACCCCCAGGGGAAUUGGGGAAGUGGCAGCAGGGGGCCGGAGUGGAAAGUGAGAAUAAAAGAAGAACCGAGUACAACCUGCCAGGCAAGCUAGCCGCGGAGAGAAGGAAAGCCCUCCACGCCACCCCGAGCGGCCCGAGCCUUCCAGGACCCGCCCCGAUCUCGCUGCCCUGCCCCGGCGCCGGCCGCAGCCUCCCGCCCUACCCGACCCUCCCAGGACGCGCUUCCUCCGGAGCCGGACCCCCGCCCUGGCCUCCCCGCGGGAUAAGGCGGGUCAGUUCAGUCCGCUUCUCGGCAGAGCCGUUGUCACCGCCAGAGCCUCCGGAAAACCCUCGGCAAACCCCGGAGCAAACAACACAGGCGCGGGGCGGGGGUGCGGAGGGAGGAGGAGGCACUCGGGACGGCGAGGCUUUAUCGCCGCGCCCUCCGCGCUCCCUCCCACCAGCCUCGGCUGCCCGCGCUCUUACCUGCUCUCCGCGUCGCCCGGGAAGACCACGGCGUCGCUUUCCCUCCCGGCAGGGCCGAGGACUAGCACCGCCGCCGCCGCUGGCCGGGCGUCCCGAGGGAGCCGGGGCCUCCCCGGCAGCCCGAGCCGCUCCAGUGGGAGAAGAGGAAACAAAACAGCGGCGAGCCGGCCCGCGCAGCGCCCCCCGCCCGCGCCGCCCCACGGAUCCCCAACCGCCGAGGCGACGGCGGCGACACAGAGCCCGGCGCGGGGAGCAAUGGUGGCCCCCGCCCUCGCCCCGCUCCCGGCCCCCUCCCUCCACCCCCCGCUUCAGCUCCUCCCCCUCGGCCUCCUACCGCCGCCACCAGGACACUCGAGUCCGCCUCCCCCACCCCGCCCGCUCCGAGCGCUCCUCCCCUCCCCACGCGGCGAGGGAGGGGGGGGGGGCAGCACAGCCAGUCACCGCUGCGUCUGUCAAACCAGGGCUGGCUAUUUAUACCCGGCAGGGCCCCACCGGCCCCCUAGCCGGCCAACCUGCUUCGGUGGCUGUCUCGACUCUCGCCCGCCCCUUAUCCCCCAACUUCUACCAAACCCGCCUUCUCAGAUUAUGACACUGACGUGACUGAAGGAGUGAGCAACUUUCUCAAGACCACCAGCAAGUGAGUAAUGGUGCCAGGCAAGAAAUCCAAGCAGGCUGGCUCCAGACUCCAUGCUCCCAGCACUCUGCUCAGCUUCCUCCUCCUCUGCAUUGUCCUCUCCAGGGUCGAAGGAGAGACCAGGCCAGCUUCUCCCUAUCCUGUCCAGCCUCUCUUUAUGAAUAAGCCAAUACCUCUGACAUGUGAUUUGACUGGUGAAGGGGCCCAGUUCACAAUUCAGCAAGCCUCAAAGUGGAUUAUAUUCUACCAGCAGAAUAUUUUCAGAGCCCA
Molecule: messenger RNA, 1509 nt
Organism: Felis catus (domestic cat)
Lineage: Eukaryota; Metazoa; Chordata; Mammalia; Carnivora; Felidae
Product: WAS/WASL-interacting protein family member 1-like
Exons: 5
Coding region: 1-1194 (397 amino acids)
Source: RefSeq, a predicted model, not a curated record